This is a messenger RNA of Aplysia californica (California sea hare), 3730 nucleotides long. RefSeq lists its product as uncharacterized. Lineage: Eukaryota; Metazoa; Mollusca; Gastropoda; Aplysiida; Aplysiidae. Bases 56 to 2368 code for a protein of 770 amino acids. The transcript is spliced from 22 exons. The record is from RefSeq and is a predicted model, not a curated record.
CAGAAAGAUGCCAGUUGCUUAGAUUUCAUUAUUUUGACGAGCGCCUGAUUUCACCAUGAUGCCUCACAUAUAUUAUUUUUCUCCAACAUCACUCCACCUCGCUCUCCAGGCACGACAGACCUGCAUGGAGGAUCUGACCGAGGGAUGUUCUCAGGUGGAUACCCCGGAGCUCAGGUCCUACCUCAAGGACAGCUCUGAUGUGGAUUUCACUCUGGAAAUAAUUGGAUGUGACAACAGUGGUGAGGUUGUGGAAGAAGGCGAGUACAUCCCUGUGAUGAAGUACAUUUGCCUGACUCUCCAUCGCAUCCCGCCACCACCCGGCUGUUCUGGGGGGGAAAAGACGCUCAUGUUUGCAGAGAGUUUCCUAGAUUCAAGACUGUUUGUGAGAGAGUGCCCAGACGUUAGCUCAGACUUCUUGAUUGUGACUUCUUGUGUCCCACGUUUUCACUUAUGGAGCGCCCGUGGACACAGCAAGAAGCGGUCUGUAUCAGCGCCAGCACUUCCGUUUGACCACUGGGGCGAACACUUGAUGACCCACGAUGACAUAGAGAUGGCUACCACUUGGCCUGCUCUUCUUCCGCCUGAGAAAGUUGUUUUGACAGUUUGGGAACACGGACUGUCUGUGGAGAGUCACUCUUAUGGUUCCUUCAUGAUUCAUGGGUCUCAGAUGAAGUCAGUCUCUAUGUAUGAUGGGAAUUCAAUGACCCAGGUAGCCCUGUUGUCCAUUGUGCUCCGGCCAAAUGCCACCUUGAGGGAACAGUUGCCGCCACAUUUACUCAUGGACUUUGACCAAAUGGGACAGUGUCAGAUUUUGUUGGCGGUCAGCCCUCACAGCAAGGCUCAUACACAGCUCUAUGGCAGUGUGUUACCUCAGUGGAAGGAUAACUCUCAGGUGCCAGAGGUGGAGAGACCAGAAUGUCUGGACGGUGAACUUUGGCCUGUACAUUCAUUUUUACAACACAAACUGGAUUCUGUAUCAAAGGGUGCAGUUACUCCUUUGAAAAAAGUUGCAUGCACCACUCCAGAGUUAUUUGACUACCUGCAACAUUUGUCCAUGAGUUCAUGCCUCCGACAGCCUAUCAAUCGAGAUGUUUUCCACUCUCUCACUUCAGAGACACAAAAGACAAAAGACUAUGACAAGAUCAUUGUGACAAUCAUCACUGGCACCCCUGGCAGUGAGAAAGAGAGGCUCGGCACCUUGUUGACAACUUACAACAAGAAUGUCAUCAACUGGCUUGUAUACAAGCAGCCUGAAGAAUGUCGCGUUGACAGCAACUUCCUGUAUCGUUCCAUGACUUCAGCGGUAGAGUCACGUAACCAGUGGAAACUCACCAAGAUCACAAGAGUGAUCUUUAUUGCCCCAGGAUUUUGUGACACGUCUGCUGUGGUGGGUGCCCUGCAGACUCACCCCAACCCCAAUGUGAGGUCAGAGUUCAUCGUCGGUGCUGUUACUGUCUGUAUCGAUCCCCUCAACACUUUCAUGGUUCACAAUAUGACUUUACCAGCGGUCACUGCCCACUGUGCACAGGGAUGGGUCAACAACAUUGUGUUCACAUCACAGACCCAAGCACCGAGUGAGCUGCUGGACCACAUCCAGAUGUUAGUGAGAAGCAUCAACUCCAACGUGGCUCUGCUGAAGGCUGAGAAUGGGGAAGUCAAGAGGAGCACUGACCUUGAUUUGAUCAUGUCUGACUCAGCUUUUCAAGAACCAGAGUUUGAGAAGGCCAGGCUUUUGAUGAAACCUGUUGGAGCACUGGGUCGACCCCAAGUGUGGCCGUGUCAGCCAGUUAUGAAUGACGUGAUGUUGCGCUUCACACAGCCAUUGGAGAAACACUUGACGCUUAUUAAGCUGAGAAAUAUCAAGUCAUCUUUGAAAAGCCACCCAUUUGAAGGCAACAUAUAUUAUGUGCGAGGCUAUUUGGCCUUUUCAGGUUCCCCCACUCUGGUGGACCUCCAGUUCACUCCGCUCAGUGGCAAGCUGUCCAUGGUGGACUCUCAGUCCUCCCGAGGGGCAGGAGAAGGCACGGUGUACAUCAUUUCCUUCACCGGAGUCAAACUGAAGGAGGCUGAACUCAAGACUUUCCUGGAAGCUUGCGUUAAACAGAAACCACAGAAGAAAAAACUGCUGACAAGAAGUGAUCUGACAAAGAAGGACAUUGACAAAGUUCAUUCAGAGCACCACCUAGAUGAGCUUCCAGAAGGCUGGUUCUACAACGGCUCUCAGUUUGUGAGCAUGACAGGAGAGCGCUCCCUCAAACAUCCAUCUCUUGAAUCAUUUGUCCAGGAAUUCCUCGAUCGUAAAAAUGCUGACAUUGAAAAGUUCAAUGCUCGUGUUGACUCGGAGGAGUAUGUCAACCUCUUCCCAUGAUGCGUCCUCAAUUGACAGUGACGGAUUAUCUCAAGAGUGUCAGAGCUCAUUGAUUGGGAGCACAGCUGUACUGGAAAGAUCUAGUUCUUUGACUUGUGCCUCAAGUAUAUUUGACAUCUUGCUUUCCCUUUCACUUUCAAUGUAUUUUGUUCUUAUGGGUUUCAUUUUUUUUUUCCUCAGUGUUUUGCUUUAAGUGUGCCUGUACCUCACUACAUGUUCUUUUCUGUCUUGUGUGUUGUGGCUAGAUGUAUGAAGUCUUUUUUUUUUAAUCUCCACUGUUGUAAUCUUCACAUAUUUUUUUUUACCUCCUUGUCUGGAAUAUGGAUCAAGCUUAUAACAAGAGUGGAGGUGAGAAAUUUUGAAGUGUUUCUCUGUGUUCUCUCAGAUGGAAUAUAAUGGAGAUGUCUCAACUGGCAUUGGUUUUCUUUACAUGUUGGCUCACAGCUCAUGCAAGUUGCUCACAUUCCAGAAUAAAGAUAAUUAAAUGAUAUUUUUAGUCUGAUGAAAUCUUUAUUGAAGUGAUGAUGUGUUUCCUAAUCAUUCUUAUAUAAAGUUUUCCUUUGAAAAGUGUCUUUUUAUAAUGUGCAUGUACAAUGUAUUUUAAAUUGAAUAUAAUGCCUUCAUCUUUUUUUUAAACCCACCUCAGAUACACAAACAACUAGAUAGUUUAUUGACGUUAACGUUACACUUGGUGCAAGAAACAGUAUGGAAAUUGGAAGUUUUUGGCAGUUUUUAAGCCUCUCUUUGUAACUUCAGCGGUACUCUGACAUUGUGAUUAUAACAGGGUUGACAGAAACAAAAUUAUUAUGAACGAGAUAAAUGAAUGUAGAGGCACAAUAGUUAAUGGGAAACAGUAAAGAGAAUGCUCUUUGAACCUCCCAAUAAUUGCUUGUGUUGUUUACCCCUGAUUGUUUCAACAAAUUAAUUUCUUCUCCAACGAAUGGAGGGUUUUUUGUCUUCUUUUGGUAUGAACCAAGUAUAAGAUAUUGCCAUGAUUAUUACUGUGAUAAUUUUUCCUGCCGUCCUUUUACGAAUAUUUAUUUGAUGCAAAUAGUAUAGACAAAUUAUGCAUUGCUGUAACAACAGACUUGUGAAAUCAGUUGUGGAUGAAGAUUCUUUCUGUUUGUAUUCUUCUUUUUUUUUUAAAUUAAUCUCCAGUUUGUGAAUUGAUUUACAUCAGAGUCCACCUGCCAUCCUUCUUUGCUUUUAUAUUGUUAUUCAUUUCCUCUUCAUAAUUAAAGACAACAGUGUUCAAAUUACUGGGUGUACCUUAUAAAUUGAUAGCUUAUAUAUUUGCCUCUUCAUUCUAUUCGAUGAUAAGGGGGGAAAAAUAAAGCUUUUUUCACUUCUUAUUUUUCAAAA